GCUGAGUCAGAUGUACACUGUCGGUGGCAGUGCGCCCCCAGUGGUCGUGCAGCGGUGCUACCGCUCCUGCGCCGAGGUUAAAAAGCGGCGGGCGGCGCGCUGGGGCCACAGUGUGGGGCGUGUUUGAAGAAGACACAGAAAAGUUAGUAGCGGAUUUUUGUCGCGUCUGACUUGCAGCAGCAUCGGUCGAGAGCAUCAUGGCAAACAAAGCUCAGCAGCCUCCUCACCUGCACCUGGCCGAGGUCACCGCGUCCCAGUUCCUCGACAUUUGGAAACAUUUCGACAGUGAUGGUAAUGGAUACAUCGAGGGGAAGGAGCUGGAGAACUUCUUCAAAGAGUUGGAGAUGGCUCGGAGAGGAGCGGGGGUGGACCCUACAAAUCCUACAUUCAGAGAAAAGAUGAAGGAGUUCAUGCAGAAGUUCGACAAGAACAAAGAUGGACGAAUUGAGAUGUCAGAGCUGGCCCAGAUUCUUCCAACUGAAGAGAACUUCUUGCUCUGCUUCAGACAGUUUGUCAGCUCCAGCGCUGAGUUUAUGGCGGCAUGGAGGCGAUAUGAUACAGAUCGCAGUGGCUACAUUGAAGCAAAUGAACUGAAGGGCUUUCUGUCAGACCUGCUGGAGAAAGCUAACAGACACUACGAUGAGCAGAAGCUGCAGGAGUACACACAGACCAUACUCAAGAUGUUUGAUCUGAAUGGAGAUGGGAAGCUGGGCCUGUCAGAGAUGGCAAGGCUUCUUCCUGUACAGGAGAAUUUCCUGCUGAAAUUCCAGGGUGUCAAGCUGACUUCUGAGCAGUUCAAUGCCAUCUUCACAUACUAUGACAAGGAUGGAAAUGGCUACAUCGAUGAGCAGGAGCUGGACGCUUUGCUACGAGACCUUUACCAAACAAACAAGAAGGAGGUGGACCCCACAAAUCUGUCGGGCUACAAGCAGAGCAUCAUGAGCCUAUCUGACGGAGGGAAGCUCUACCGUGGCGAGUUGGAAAUUGUCCUCUGCAGGGAGCCAAUUGUGUGACUCUUCCUUCUUUCUGUUCGCAUAUCAUCAUUUGCUCUGCCUGCCCCACCCUCUUCCCCUAGACCACUUCCACUUCCAUCUGAGUGGCAACAUAUGUAUAUCAGGUGCAUGUGCCAGACACCUCCCGCCCCAAUCAUUACCUAAGCCCCUCCCCUCUCUCAAAGUAACAGGUUCAGAUUGAAUGAUAAGUGCACUGUUAGCACCAACAGCUCUUCUUCUCUAAACCUUGUUUUGUUUUGUUUUGUUUUUUGCUACCUUACCUCUAAUAAUCAUGACCCAUCUGAAUCCCUGUAGCUCUCUCUAGUAACCCUCCCACAUCUUCCAUUUCUGACCUCAUCCCUGCCCAUGCUGUGCGUGACUUGCAACUGACCAAAAGUCUCCCUAAUGCCACCAAAAUGCCCUGAUGAUAACUGCUAUACCUUAACCCCAGCUUUACUGACCCCUUCGUUCCCUUGCUUUUUCAACUUUGCAUUAGAUACAAUAUAGUCAAAGAAAACUGCAGACAGAUGUGUUUGAAUUGAUUGCAUUUAUAAUCUGUGAUGGAGCUGAUAUUAAUUUUCCAUCUCUGUUUUUCCUGAAACUAUCUUGUUCAAUUAAAACUCUUGUGUAUCAUUGCCAUGAAAGGAUUUUGGUUUUCAGUGUUUGUUUUUUGGCUGAUACUGUCAAUUGAAAAUAUUAAUAAAAUAUCUUAAGAUAAAA
Molecule: messenger RNA, 1712 nt
Organism: Haplochromis burtoni (Burton's mouthbrooder)
Lineage: Eukaryota; Metazoa; Chordata; Actinopteri; Cichliformes; Cichlidae
Gene: calb2a
Product: calbindin 2a
Exons: 11
Coding region: 198-1013 (271 amino acids)
Biological process (GO): regulation of presynaptic cytosolic calcium ion concentration; regulation of long-term synaptic potentiation
Cellular component (GO): terminal bouton; dendrite; nucleus
Molecular function (GO): calcium ion binding
Source: RefSeq, a predicted model, not a curated record